This is a messenger RNA of Tricharina praecox, 669 nucleotides long. RefSeq lists its product as uncharacterized. The record is from RefSeq and is a predicted model, not a curated record. Bases 1 to 669 code for a protein of 222 amino acids. NCBI's taxonomy places the organism in Eukaryota, Fungi, Ascomycota, Pezizomycetes, Pezizales, Pyronemataceae. The transcript is spliced from 2 exons.
AUGGGAAUCGUACCAACCCUGCACUUCCAGCGCACUCCCGCCAAGCGUCGUCCGGGCAUGUCCACCACCUCCUCCUCCGCGCAGCCUCAGCACCAGCCACCCAAGCCACGAAACGACCCGACAAUACACCUGUACAUCGGGUCCACGGUGCCACCCAUCUAUAUGUCGACGUCGCAGUCGCACCUGACGCGGGCGUCGCGCACGCUGCACCGACAUCUGCGCGCGCAGGUUCCCAACCGUCGCGAAUACGAGUCGCGCGACAAGACGAUGAUGAUGCGCAACGAGGCUGCGGCGACGGUCGCACGGUUCCUCGAGUUCCUGGAGCGCGGGAGUUACACAGUUUCUAGCGAUGCGGAGGGCGACGAGGUCAGGGUCCAUCUUAGGAUGUAUGUCUUUGCGGUCAAGUAUGAGGUGCCGAGGCUGGCGGGCUAUGCUAGGCGCAGGGCUGGCGCGGUGUUGGAGCGUAUGGUUGCUGCGGGAGAUGGGGAUGUGCUUGAGAUUGGAACGGCGGAUACGAGGGAGAGGGAGGGGAAGGGCGGGGAGGUCGUCUGGGCGGGCGUUUGCGCGGUUGUUCUUAAGGGCGUCGAGGAGCAGGAGAGGUCGGUCCUCAAAGAGGUGCUGGGGAAGCUGGUGGCGCCAUUUAUUUGGCGUGCUAGUGGUGCGUGGUAA